GACAGGGCUCACUAUUCCAGAUAAUGUUACAGCUGAAACAUUUCCAGUCACAGCAACUUCUAUAAACUUUUUAGGAUGUACUUUUACAAAUAUUUCAGAAGAUACAUUUUCCAACAUAACUGGUUUAACCACAUUAACAAUUCGCAAGAGUGGUCUAACUUUUAUGCCAGAUGUCAGCAAAUCACAGAUAACCACCCUGAAUUUGAUAGACAACAGUAUAACACUGGAUUCUAAAUACAAGGGAACCCUUCCAGAUACUAUAGAAUAUCUAGCUUUGACUAACAAUAAGAUUUAUUGGUUACCAUCAGGAUUUAUCAAUGGUUCAAAUCUCCGACUAGUGAGCCUUGGAGGCAAUGAGUUUGUUAAUUUUCCAGCAGCAUCACUUGGUGAAAUUCCAAAUAUCAUGUAUUUGAAUCUCAGUAACAAUGCUAUCCAGUAUGUUCAGAGAGGAGCUUUCAACCAGAUGCAAAACCUGAAAAUUUUAGAACUGCAUGGUAACAGUAUAUCACAAAUUCCAAAAGGUGUAUUUGAAGAUCUGAAAGAACUGAUACAUUUGGACCUUCAUCACAACAAAUUGGAAAAGCUGACCUCUGAAUCUUUUAUUGACCUUGAAAAGUUGAUUGAGUUCAGACUCCACAGUCAGAGUCCAGUGAUGACCACCAUUAUGUUUGAUUCUAUGAUCAACAUUGGUAAAGCUUUGAAAUAUCUAUUUAUAAGUCAAAAUGGAUUAACGCAUUUACCACAUCAAGUUUUUAUGGAAGCAAACUUUACAGAACUCAUAGAACUAUAUGCAGACAAUAAUUUGAUUAAAAAUGUAACAGAGCUGGGGGAAAGUGGUUAUGGUAUCAAACUAAGAUCAACUUAUCUUCGAAAGAAAAAACUACUUGUAGCCUUUUCCACCACUCCUAAUAUUGUGAAAUUGUAA
Mytilus californianus (California mussel) is the source of this 925-nucleotide messenger RNA. RefSeq names its product carboxypeptidase N subunit 2-like. Gene Ontology annotation, cellular component: plasma membrane. Bases 164 to 925 code for a protein of 253 amino acids. Gene Ontology annotation, molecular function: protein binding. The transcript is spliced from 11 exons. The record is from RefSeq and is a predicted model, not a curated record. Lineage: Eukaryota; Metazoa; Mollusca; Bivalvia; Mytilida; Mytilidae.